Molecule: messenger RNA, 1022 nt
Organism: Helianthus annuus (common sunflower)
Lineage: Eukaryota; Viridiplantae; Streptophyta; Magnoliopsida; Asterales; Asteraceae
Product: protein RTE1-HOMOLOG
Exons: 3
Coding region: 209-904 (231 amino acids)
Biological process (GO): regulation of ethylene-activated signaling pathway; response to ethylene
Cellular component (GO): Golgi apparatus; endoplasmic reticulum
Source: RefSeq, a predicted model, not a curated record
UGCUAAACGUUGAGUUCAUUUACGGCCCCUACGCACCCGAUAUGCGGUAUGCUCUUCAUGAUGCAUCUCCGGGCUUCAUAUCUAUGCGUCAAAGUUGACAUUGGAGCCAAAACAAAGAAAAAAAACCGCUUUGUGGCUCGUAAUCUCUGGAUCUUCAGAAUCGAUAACUUGUUUAUGGAUUGUUGCCGAUCGUAACGAAGAUUUGGAAAUGGAAUCAGAUAUAGAACAGAAGGGCAGCAUGAUGAUUGAGCUAGAUGUUCCACAUAACAAUCAGAUUGAUCCAGUAAAAGCUCGCUUUCCAUGCUGCAUUGUAUGGACACCGCUCCCGGUUAUUUCGUGGCUCCUUCCUUUCGUUGGUCAUGUUGGGAUAGCCAGAGAAGAUGGGGUUAUCCUUGAUUUUGCAGGGCCUAAUUUUGUCUGUGUAGAUGAUUUUGCGUUUGGAUCUGUGUCUCGGUACAUCCAAAUUAGCAAAGAAAAGUGCUCCAUAACUUCACAUCCUUCAACAACAUACAGAAGUGAAGAAGAGCACAUGCUAGUAGAAUCAGGAACAAACCAAUACACAUGGGACGACACCUUAAGAAAAAGCACACAAGAAUACCAACACCGAACCUACAACAUCUUUACCUGCAACUGUCACUCAUUCGUAGCCAACAAUCUAAACGGGUUGGAGUUUCAAGGCGGUGGGUGGAACGUGGUGAACUUGGCAGUACUCAUAUUGUUGAAGGGUCAAUGGGUAAAUACCGCAUCCAUGAUUCGAUCUUGUUUGCCAUUCGCGUUAUUGUUCUUUAUUGGAAUUACAUUUGGAGGGUCAAGCUUUCUAACAUUCUUGGCUUUCUUUGCGUUUCUUCUUGUUGGAUGGUUUGUUUGCGGUUCGUAUUGUUUCAAAAACUUCAUACAACUCUAGUAGAUCUUGUACAAGUUUAUAUUCCGCGAAUUGUGUUGCACCUUUGUAACUGUGCCAUGUACAGAUUAUGUGGUACAUAUAAUGUUCAACCUCAAUGAGAGUACAUAAUUCUCCAUCA